Messenger RNA from Lagopus muta (rock ptarmigan), 1640 nucleotides. RefSeq names its product putative gonadotropin-releasing hormone II receptor. The transcript is spliced from 4 exons. The record is from RefSeq and is a predicted model, not a curated record. Gene Ontology annotation, biological process: G protein-coupled receptor signaling pathway. Gene Ontology annotation, molecular function: gonadotropin-releasing hormone receptor activity; peptide binding. NCBI's taxonomy places the organism in Eukaryota, Metazoa, Chordata, Aves, Galliformes, Phasianidae. Gene Ontology annotation, cellular component: membrane. The coding region runs from base 1 to 1260 and encodes 419 amino acids.
AUGGCCCGGCUCGGCGGGGGAACGGGGCAGGAUGCUGCUGCUGCAGGAGGGGGCUGGCUGGACCCAGGCCCCGAGGCGGGGAACGUCAGCACGGAGCCCUCCAGCAUCACGUCCCACCCCAAGCAGGGCUGUGCCUGGAGCCCCCGUUCCGAGGGUGCCGAGGAGCCGCUGCUGCUCCCCACCUUCUCGCCCGCGGCCCAGGCCCGCGUGGCAGCCACCUUCGUGCUCUUCGUGCUCUCGGCCGGCUGCAACGUGGCGGUGCUGCGGGCGGCGGGGGGCCGGGGGGGCGGCGGGCGCUCCCACAUCCGCCUGCUGCUGCGGCACCUGGCUGCCGCCGACCUGCUGGUGACGGUGGUGGUGAUGCCGUCGGAUGCCGUCUGGAACAUCACGCUGCAGUGGCGGGCGGGCGACCUGGCCUGCCGCCUCCUCAUGUACCUGCGCCUGCUGGCCAUGUACGCCUCCGCCUUCGUCACCGUCGUCAUCAGCCUGGACCGGCAGGCCGCCAUCCUGCGCCCGUUGGCCAUCGCCCGCGCGCGCCGCAGGAACCGCGCCAUGCUCCGUGCCGCGUGGAUGCUCAGCGCUGUGCUCGCUGCGCCGCAGCUGUUCCUCUUCCACACCGUCACCCUGCACGCCCCGCACAACUUCACGCAGUGCACCACGCGCGGCAGCUUCCCGCAGCCCUGGCACGAGACCCUCUACAACAUGCUGAGCUUCUCCUGCCUCUUCCUGCUGCCGCUGCUCAUCAUGGUGUGCUGCUACACACGCAUCCUGCUCGAGAUCUCCCGGCGCAUGGGCUCCGGCCUCUUCUCCUCCAGGGACGUGCCGCUGCGGUGCUCUGGGAGCAACAUCCCACGGGCACGGCUGCGCACGCUGAAGAUGAGCCUGGUCAUCGUCUCCUCCUUCAUCCUCUGCUGGACCCCCUACUACCUGCUGGGGCUGUGGUACUGGUUCUGCCCACGGGCCAUGCAGCAAAAGGUCCCACCAUCCCUCUCCCACAUCCUCUUCAUCUUCGGCCUCUUCAAUGCCUGCCUGGACCCCAUCACCUACGGGCUCUUCACCAUCCCCUUCCAGAGGCGCUGCAGUUGUCCCUGCGGGCACAACCCUGAGCCUGAGCCACCCUCCUCAGCCACGGGUUCCUUCCACUGUUCGGCCUCAUCCCUGCGGGGCAGGCAGAGUACAGGGGGCAUGGAGGGGCCACAGCCACCUAUCGAGCUGGAGCUGCCUGUUGGGGCUAGUUCCUGCCAGAGCAGUGUGCUGUGAGCCAGGGCAGCCUGAUGCCAUGAAGAUGGCGCUCUGUGUCUGGAAGGGCACAACAGCGAGGGCAGGCGGUGGGGGCUCUGCUCCAAAAUGCUUCUGUAAGUGGUAGGGCAGAGCUGCUCCUACAGCCAGGUGGAUGUGAGCCACCCCUGUUCCCUCUCUGCACCCAUUUAUGUUACGUGCUGGAGCACAACACAGUAAUAAAGCAUCCUGUGGCCAUCUUGUGUUCUGCCUGCAUCCGUGGACGCGGCUGCACUGGGGCUGGGGAUGGGUCGUGUAGGGACACUGGCUUGUUGUCCCCAAGGGCAGGGUGGUUCUGCCAUCCCCACAGCGCUGCUGGGGGCUGCACAGAGCAAGCAGGGCUUGCAGUCCCUCUGCUCCUG